This is a messenger RNA of Plasmodium knowlesi strain H, 414 nucleotides long. Its product is annotated as 40S ribosomal protein S17, putative. The coding region runs from base 1 to 414 and encodes 137 amino acids. Gene Ontology annotation, biological process: translation. The record is from RefSeq and is a predicted model, not a curated record. The transcript is spliced from 2 exons. Gene Ontology annotation, cellular component: ribosome. Lineage: Eukaryota; Apicomplexa; Aconoidasida; Haemosporida; Plasmodiidae. Gene Ontology annotation, molecular function: structural constituent of ribosome.
AUGGGACGAGUACGAACGAAAACCAUCAAAAGGGCCGCCAGGCAAAUUGUGGAAAAGUACUAUGCCAAGCUAACCCUCGACUUUCAAAUAAACAAAAAGAUUACAGAGGAAGUUGCCAUCAUUCCCUCCAAGAGAAUGAAAAAUAAAGUUGCUGGAUUUGUUACCCACCUGAUGAAGAGGAUCCAGAAGGGACCAGUCAGAGGUAUCAGUUUGAAGCUCCAAGAAGAGGAGAGAGAAAGACGUUUAGACUUUGUUCCAGAGAAAUCGCAAAUCGAUGUCAAUGUCAUUUAUGUCGAGCCUGACACUGUACGUAUGAUUAAGGCGCUUGGAAUAAACAUCAGCAACAUGAAGGUGCACAACCCCAUGAUCAACUCCAACCAACAGAAGCAGAACAGGAUGAACACCCAUUACUAG